Messenger RNA from Myotis daubentonii (Daubenton's bat), 1321 nucleotides. RefSeq names its product CD99 antigen. Lineage: Eukaryota; Metazoa; Chordata; Mammalia; Chiroptera; Vespertilionidae. The record is from RefSeq and is a predicted model, not a curated record. Gene Ontology annotation, cellular component: plasma membrane. Gene Ontology annotation, biological process: homotypic cell-cell adhesion; T cell extravasation; positive regulation of neutrophil extravasation.
GGGGGUGGGGGGUGGGGUCUGUCCCCCGGCACCGCCGCCCCGCGCGCUGGAGACUCAGGAUCCUGCCUUGUGCGCGCUCCGGCCUCACCAUGGCGCGCUGGGCGGUCCUCGCGCUGCUGCUGAUCGGCCUCCGGGACGCUCGGGUGUCCGGCCAAGGUGAUUUCGACUUAGCGGACGCCUUUGAUGACGGCCCCAAGAAGCCCACACCUACGCCAAGGAAACCCAGCUCCGGCGAUGACUUAAGUUUAGAAGAUGCCUUGGGUGGUGGGGGACACAGUGACCCAGGAAUUCCUGCUCCCCCGAGGCCCAAACCGAAUCCGAACCCAAAGCAGCCAGAAACCUCAGGUGGAUUUUCAGAUUCCGACCUCCUGGACGGGACCUCAGGGGGAGCCGGAGCUGGAGGUGCAGGUGGCGGCGGGGACGGCGCCGGUGGCGGAGGCGGCAGCCCGCGGCAUGAGGGCGACGGGCAGGGCGAACCCCAGGGGGUGAUCCCCGGCAUCAUCGGGGCCGUGGUGGUGGCCGUGGCCGGGGCCAUCUCCAGCUUCAUCGCCUACCAGAAGAAGAAGCUCUGCUUCAAGGGCAACGCUGAGCAAGGUGACAUCAACUUGGAGAACCAUCGCAGCAUCAACGCGGAGCCACCAGUUCAACAGACGCUCCUGGCGAAAUAGAAUAUCGGCGGCAAAAAAAAAACAACAAACAAAAAAAACCCAAAAAACGCCCAGUGUGUUCGCAGCAGGACUGCAAGGCGUCCCUGCUGUAGCCCCGAGGAAUCCCUGCGAGUGGGCGGGGCCUGCUCCACCUGGGCCAGCCCUGGCGGGACCCACCUCACCUGGAUCAGCCCUACCCGGCCCGGACCCGCCAGGAGCCGCCACACCCGCCUGGGGACCGGCCCGGUCUCGCCCUGCCUUUGCUCCAGUUGGAUUCUUGCUCUGCGCAGGCGGCGCGGACCUAACCAUUGAGCUUCCCGAGCCCCGAGGGACGUUGCUCUGGCCUCCCUCCUCCUCCAGGGCACGCCCCCUCCCGCGGAGGGGUCCCCACGCGAGAUGGAAACGCGCGCCGGUCACACGCUCCCCCCGCCCCCGUCAUUCAAAUUCCCAGAAUUCCUGUACAUGUGUCUGCGUGUCCGGGUGUCCGCGGGGCCAUGCCUGGGUGUGCCCGGCCGCUGGCAAAUUUCACAAAAAAAUCCCCCAAAAAACGGAAGGAGGGAGCCUUCCAUCCUUUCGUCCAAACGGCUUUGGUGCCUGAGGAUGUAUUUAAUUUUAUUUUUGUUUUUUUUACAUCCUAAUAAAAAGGGGUGAGAAGCCACACGCUUUUAAAUUUU